Molecule: messenger RNA, 1446 nt
Organism: Hibiscus syriacus
Lineage: Eukaryota; Viridiplantae; Streptophyta; Magnoliopsida; Malvales; Malvaceae
Product: NAC domain-containing protein 96-like
Exons: 3
Coding region: 1-1446 (481 amino acids)
Biological process (GO): regulation of DNA-templated transcription
Molecular function (GO): DNA binding
Source: RefSeq, a predicted model, not a curated record
AUGGAAAGAGAUUUCGUCAAAUCACUGCCUCCAGGCUAUAAGUUCAAGCCAACAGACGAACAGCUGGUUGAUUUUUACUUGAAAAGGAAAGCCUACAAUAUACCAUUGCCACCCGUUAACCUCUUUAGGGAAGUUGAUCUCUACAAGUAUGAUCCUUAUACUCUUACAGAGAUGAGUGAUAAUGCAUCGUCGUGGAAUGGCAUAACAACGGAGUGGUAUUUUUUCUCACCUAGAGAUCGUAAAUACCCGAAAGGCUCGAGGCCUCGACGAAGAGCCGGUGAUGGGUACUGGAAGGCAACUGGAAAGCCUACUCCGGUCAUCUCCAGCGAUGUGGAAGUCGGAUCCAAAAGAAGUUUGGUCUAUUGCAGAGGUAAAUCACCUAACGGUGAAAAAACCGAUUGGAUCAUGCAUGAGUAUGUGUUAGCCCAAGCUCCACCAAGACAAAGACUUAACGACCAAGACAUGCAGCUUGAUUGGGUGCUGUGCAGAGUAUAUAAGAGGAGGGAACCAAGGUCAAAAUCUGGAACCCCAGUUGAAGGAUGCAAUAAUAAAGAACAAGAGGAAAAUGGAAUUUCAUCUGAUGCCUUGAAUACGGUGAUGCCACGACAAACUAUUUCAGUGCCUUUUUCCAAUCAAUAUAAUGAUUAUGUGUUCCCACGGUAUACAGAAUCUUUUGGUGCUGGUACAAUGCCUGCUCCAUUGGCAUCAAUGCCUCCUUAUCAUCAGUUUCAACCGAAAGUUCUGCCGUCGCAUCAGUUUUCCGGUGCCGGACCUAUCAAUUUGAAUUUCACAACGCCUUAUGAGUUCAUUGUAGAUGUACAACAAGAGGACGUCGACAAUGGUGCAGUUAAUGUAGCUCAGAAUAAAGGCCAAGUGCUGAAAAAUGGUUCAUUUGUGCUCCAACAGAAUUCAGAAUCUUUCGGUGUUGGGACAAUGCCUGCUCCAUUGGUAUCAAUGCCUCUUUAUCAUCAUUUUCAACCGGAAGUGCCACCGUUGCAGCAUUUCUCCCGUGUCGGACCUAGCAAUUUGAAUUUCACAGUGUCUGAUGGGCCCAUCUUAGAUGUACAACAAGAGGACUUCGACAAUGGUGCAGUUAAUGUAUCUCAGAAUGAAGGCCAAGUGUUGGAAAAUGGUUCAGUUGUGCUCCCACAGUAUUCGGAAUCUUUAGGUGUUGGGACAAUGCCUCUUUAUCAUCAGUUUCAACAGCAAGUGCCACCGUCGCAGCAUUUUUCCGGUGCCGGACCUAUCAAUUUGAAUUUCACAGCGUCUGAUGGGUUCAUCUUAGAUGUACAACAAGAGGAAGUCGACAAUGGUGCAAUUGUAGCUAAGAGUGAAGCUGGAGUGAUGGAAAAUGGACCUGAUGCCUUGAAUACACUGAUAUCUUUUCCCGGUCAAUUCGAUGACUAUCUGCUCCCAGGGUAUCCAGAAUAUUUUGAUUCCAUAUAA